AUGGAUUUGUUUGCUACCCAUGAGGGGCAAUUUUCUACCAGAGAGCCAACAAAUUGCUUGCCAGAUAAGCUUCCAAUGUUCACUGCUCGUGAAGCCGAAAUUCAAAAAGUUAUUUCUUUUCUGCACGACGAAAGAAAAGCUGUUGUGUCUCUUCAUGGCGGACCUGGAUUCGGUAAGACUGCAAUCGCCGUCGUGGUGUCGCAUAAGCUCAGUGAGGAGCACAACAUUCCAGUAAUUUUCUCUCAUUUAAGCACCGCAACCAGUGUAGAUGAAAUGAUCCUAAGACUAUGUCGCGAUGUAGGUGUUAAUCAUGAAGAUAACCCUAAGUCAGCACUGAUUCUUUGGUUGAAAAAUAUCAAAAGCAAAGUAAUUUUUGUCAUGGACGAUAUCGACAACCUACUUGAAGGAAAGACUGCUUUCUUCGCGUUUGUUCGCCUAUUGCGAAAGAAUUCCAGUCAGCAUUGCCAGAUUGUCACGACUUCCAGAACAUCUUACGAAAUUCCUGAUCUCUCAACUGCUAAAGUCCAGGUUAGCGAGAUGGACGAUGAUUCAUGCAUUUCGCUUUUAGGAGAACAGUGUCCUGAACAUAAAGACGAUAAUAAUUUUUUGCAAACUUUGGCAAACCUAUGUGGCAAAAUACCUCUUGCCAUGUGUAUCGCAGGUUCUCAAGUUGAAGACUUUGAAAAUUCCGAUGAAUUAUUACAGCACCUAAAAAAUCAGCCAAUGAAGACUCUGAGAUGCCCUGAGCGUGACCAGUAUGUAAAUCGAGCUAUCAACAUUUCUUACGAAAUGUUAGACAAUGAACAUAAAGAAACUGUUGUCCGUUUGGCUGUAUUUGAUGGAAGCUUUGAUGAAGAUGCUGCUAGAACAGUUGUUGAUAAAGAGAAUUUACACAUCAAAAGCAUCUUAAAGAAUCUAGUUUGCCGAAACUUGAUUAAACAACUACACAAGCGUCGAUAUUCGAUUCAUCUCUUGAUCAAGUUCUUUUUAAGGGAUGAACUAGAUAGGAAGAAGGAAGGAGUACGGACGGAAGCGUUAAUGGUUGGACACUACCUGAAGUUAAGCCACGACUGGAUCAUAAUGAGUUACUCCAAAAACGGAUACAAAUCUAACAGAGAAGCUCUGAAGAAGGAAGCACACAACAUCCACAACGUGCUUAAAAUUUGUUGUCAGCACAAUGACACCACCUCCGACAUCUCUAAUUGCCUUACCACAAGUAACAUUUACACCACUUCAGCCAGAUUCUUUACCAUCUUCGUUAGAACUAUUAUCCCGGAAUACAUUGUCGACAAUUUCCUACAACUGUGCGCAAAACUGGCCGAGGAAAGGAAGCAGUAUGCAAUAAAAAUAGAGUUUAAAUGUCUGUUAGCAGGCCGAGAACGGUGCAAAUCAAUUGGUACGGCCGGCGAGUACUUUAAUAUGAUGGAAACAAUCAAGGAAGAGUUUCAAAUGCACUCUCAAGAUUUAAAGGAUGACAAAUUACUUUGUGCUCAUUAUUAUUACCAGUACGGGAGAUACUUAUCACGUAAAUCCGAAAGCUGUGAAUUUGAUAAACAACGUCUAGAGCUUCAGAUAAAUGCAAGGGAACAGUUUGAAAAAUCGUUGAACCUAAGGAAUACAUCAACCGAAACGUCCGUGGAAAAAGCAGAUAAGAUUUUCUCGUUAUUAAAUCUUGGAACUAUAUGGAAGAAGAUUGCCACUGGUGAAUAUGUUCGUGAAGAAAGAGAGGCUGCGGAAAAAUCAAAGAAAAUAGCACAAACGUUUUAUGAAGAAGCUCUUAAAUUGUCUCAAGACGAUCUAGGUGAACACGAGUUAACAUCAGCAUGCUACAAAUAUCUUGGAGAUCAAUUUCUGACAGUCCGAAAUAACGACAAAGCUGAGGAAAUGUAUACCUUGGCGAAAGAAAUGCGUGAAAAUUUGGGGCUUAACGUCAGUGAAAAACACGUUUUUCUACUCAAAAACCUUGGGAAAUGUCUGACGUUUUGUUACCGUAUAAAUGAAGCUAUUAUACAUCUAGAAACAGCUCGAGAAACAGUCGAGAAACUUUCUGACAGUGACGAGCCAAACGCAUGCAAGGCAACAGUCUAUGCAUCACUAGCUAUUGCGCACAACUGGUAUAAUAAUUCGAACGAUGCCGUAAAAUAUGCCAAAAAAGCGCUAGAGUUCAAGCAAAUAGACCAAGUUAUCAAAAAAUAUGAGAUGAGGGAACUUCAGCAAAUUUUACUUUGUCAACAACGUUGGUAA
Messenger RNA from Paramuricea clavata, 2244 nucleotides. NCBI's taxonomy places the organism in Eukaryota, Metazoa, Cnidaria, Anthozoa, Malacalcyonacea, Plexauridae. The record is from the annotation of a GenBank genome assembly.